AUGUCGGAUGAGGAACCGCAAGACAUAAAGCUCGAACUUGAGAAGAAGUGCCUGGCGAAGGACUGCAGUCACAAGGUGGUCGCCUACAACGAGUGCCUCGAGCGCAUUAAGAGCAUCCCCUCAGAAAAGGAGCCACACUGUUACCAUCAGUACUUUGGCAUUGUUCACUGCGUAGAUGAAUGCGUGGACCCGAAGCUAUGGCCCACGCUCAAGUAA
This is a messenger RNA of Trypanosoma grayi, 216 nucleotides long. Its product is annotated as ubiquinol-cytochrome C reductase. Bases 1 to 216 code for a protein of 71 amino acids. The record is from RefSeq and is a predicted model, not a curated record. Lineage: Eukaryota; Euglenozoa; Kinetoplastea; Trypanosomatida; Trypanosomatidae. Gene Ontology annotation, biological process: mitochondrial electron transport, ubiquinol to cytochrome c. The transcript has a single exon.